This is a messenger RNA of Mustela erminea (ermine), 2390 nucleotides long. It is a transcript of the gene MOB2, whose product is annotated as MOB kinase activator 2. The transcript has 5 exons. The coding region runs from base 987 to 1625 and encodes 212 amino acids. The record is from RefSeq and is a predicted model, not a curated record. Gene Ontology annotation, biological process: signal transduction; positive regulation of protein phosphorylation. Lineage: Eukaryota; Metazoa; Chordata; Mammalia; Carnivora; Mustelidae. Gene Ontology annotation, molecular function: protein kinase activator activity. Gene Ontology annotation, cellular component: nucleus; cytoplasm.
AGCUUCCAGAUGCUGCUGCUAGUCUGGGAGCGCUUGGGAAGCCUCCACGGGCCCGAGCUCCUUGUGCGCACCACAGCAGGCCUGUUCACCUCCACACGGUCAGCAGGUGCGGCCGGCGAUGGUCGGGGAGGGCGGGGGGCUGCCUGGCCUCAGCCCGUGUCUCCAGAUGGUACCCAGUGUUCCCUAGGACAGUAUCGCCCCCAGCUGAGAACUUCCACUUGGAAGACACUUGGGGUGGGUCUGGGGUCUUCGGCUCACCUUUUCUCUUUGAGCAAACUUGGCCGACCUCGCUCAGGCCACCAGCCAGCACGGGACAUCAUGGAUGGGCGGCGUAGACAGCACCCUUAGUCUCAUGGGGUCCUGGCUGCUUUAGGUGUUGGGGGUUUGGGGGCGGAGAUCAAUUUCUCUCCUUCAAGGUCACCCAUCCCAUCGUGGGGCCCACCCCACGGCCUCACUGCCCCUCAUCGCCUCCCAGAGGCCCCGAGUCCAGACACCAGCCCCUGGCAGGUAGGAACGGUUGGCCACACGCAUUCCGUCUGUAACAGUGGCUCCUGAUGGAAAGUGUUGUUCGGAGUCUGAUGAAAAUACAGCUUCCCCCGCAGCUAGCUGUCUUGUGCAGGGAGUUGUCCGUGUCCCAAGUGCACUGGUAGACGGUGAGUCCCCCGUGGGCAGCUGUGCCUUCGUGUGCGCCCGUUCCCUGCGCCGUGUCAUUGUCUUCAGGUCACCUGCUGCUUUCGCUAAAAUGCCUUCUCUUCCCUUCUUAAAAAACUUCGUCUUUUCAAAUUGGCGGAUAAUUUCCAGGCAGAUGUCAAGUGUGCCGUUAGCUGAGUCUUGACAGAUGCGAGCACCCUGUGCUUCAACCCCCAGCCCGGAACAUUCUGUCCUCCCGGUGUCCCUGCCGCCCCCCUCCUGAGAGGGAUUGAUUUCGGCGAAGGAAGUCUAAAGCAAAGCCCAACGGAAAGAAGCCCGCCGCGGAGGAGAAGAAGAUGUACCUGGAGCCAGAGUACGCCCGGUCCAGGAUCACCGACGUCGGCUUCAAGGAGCUGGUGGUGCUGCCCCGCGAGAUCGACCUCAACGAGUGGCUGGCCAGCAACACCACCACGUUUUUCCACCACGUCAACCUCCAGUACAGCACCAUCUCAGAGUUCUGCACAGGAGAGGCGUGCCAGACGAUGGCCGUGUGCAACACACAGUACUACUGGUACGACGAGCGAGGGAAGAAGGUCAAGUGCACCGCUCCCCAGUACGUCGACUUUGUCAUGAGCUCCGUGCAGAAGCUGGUGACGGACGAGGACGUGUUCCCCACGAAGUACGGCAGAGAAUUCCCCAGCUCGUUCGAGGCUCUGGUGAAGAAGAUCUGCAAGUACCUGUUCCACGUGCUGGCGCACAUCUACUGGUCCCACUUCAAGGAGACGCUGGCCCUCGAGCUGCACGGACACUUGAACACGCUCUACGCCCACUUCAUCCUCUUCGCCAGGGAGUUCAACUUGCUCGACCCCAAAGAGACCGCCGUCAUGGACGACCUCACGGAGGUGCUGUGCAGCGGCGGGGGCCGCGGCGGGGGCGGGGGGGCCGGGGCCAGCGGCGGGGGCGCUGGGGCACAGAACCACGGGAAGGAGAGGUGAGCCCCCGGCUGGACAGGCGCGCACGUGUGCAGAGAGACGGAGGUGCGUGUGCUGCGUGUGUGCGUACGCACUGGGUGCGCUCGGCGGGAGGCCUGAGAGGUCGUCGCGCCCCCCAACCCGGCCUGGGCGUGCCGAGAGCGGGCUCCCCAGAUGCUGGCAGGCUGCACGUCGGACUGGCUCCCCGCCGGGGUUUUCCUGUUGGACGGAUGAGUGCCGCUUGUCAAGAAGGACCUUUGGAUUUCAUUCAUUCGCUCAACAAACAUUUAUGGGACUGCUGGUCUGAGUUUCCUUCUCCUGCGCGGCUUUCUUUUCCUUGGUCUUCCGUGUGGCCCCCGCCCUGCCUCCCCGCCCCGCUCCUGCCCCGGGGACUCUGCUGUUUUGAGAGAAAUACGCCAGUGAGAGCUGGGGCCCCUUCCCAGGAGGGACUUGGGUUCCGUCUGGUUGGUUUCCAGGGUGGAGCUGUUUCAGAGGUUCCUCCCCAGCCCCCCUCAGACCUCCUCUCUCCUGGCCUUGCUUGGAUCCUGGCUGGCGGCGGCUCUGAGCGGGUGGAGAGAGUGGCCAGGGGUGCCCCUAGCGGCCCUGACCCUGUGGCCCGUGUUCCCCUCUCUCCUGGCCCGCUGCUCACGAGGGCCCCUGGACUAGCUGGGCCUAGGACCGAGGUGCCUGGGCGGGUGGCCUGUGUGGAGACGCGGCUGUUGGUGGGAGGCUGGGUGUCCCUGCUCGGCGCACCUGUCCGGGCGUAAUAAAAAGAAUUCUCUCAGGUUA